Messenger RNA from Ruditapes philippinarum (Manila clam), 3171 nucleotides. RefSeq lists its product as uncharacterized. The transcript has 2 exons. The record is from RefSeq and is a predicted model, not a curated record. The annotation marks the transcript as partial. NCBI's taxonomy places the organism in Eukaryota, Metazoa, Mollusca, Bivalvia, Venerida, Veneridae.
AACUUCAAGGGGACCUGAUUAAAUUCUACAGAAAAAGGUGUAGUUCAAUACCUCUGUCACAGCUUCUUGAAGAAAUAGAGACACCCCUAGCUGGGUUCUAUGUGAUGCCAGAAAUAGUCGCCGUAAAACAGAAGUCCCUAACUUGUCAUGAAGAGGAAAAAACACCGAUCAAGUCUUUGAAAGACCUGUUUUCAACCGGUGGUGGAGAUCAACAAGAAAUUUAUCUAUUAGCUGAUGCAGGCUUUGGAAAAACUGCAUUUUCAAAAUAUCUUUCAAUCACGUGGUGCCAAGCUCAUUGUCACGAUGAAAACUAUGCCUGUUUUAAAGACGACGAGUUAAAGACGUUAUUUGACUUUAAAUUCUUAUUUUUGGUUUUAUUAAGAGACUGUACCUCUGUUUGUAACAUUGACGAUAUGAUCGAACAGCAAAUUACCAAGAAACUUCCUUCCUCUGCAACACUGAAUGAAGUUUUACGUAGAGAAAAAUGUUUGAUUAUAUUAGACGGUCUUGACGAAUGGACUCACCCUGCAAAUAGUUGUGGCGAAGUAUCAGACAAAAUCCCACAUCGGUACGUACGUGAUAAUUGUGUUAUCCUAACGACAACCCGACCGUGGAAGCUUGGAGUUUCAAAUCUCAAAACAAGUCAAAUAAACAAAAAAGUGGAAUUGGUUCAAUUAAGUGCAGAUUCUACCCGGCAACUAGAAGAAAAUGCUAUAAGGAAAAUGACAGGUGUCCAUAACGAUAGAGUAUUGAAAAGUAAAAUACAGGACUUUAAUAAAGUGAUACAUGACCGUCGCCUAGAGCACAUGCAAGUGAUUCCACUCCUCCUCAUGUAUAUAGUUUGCCUAUGGUGCAACAAAAUUCCUAUAGGAAAUUCAAAACAUGAAAUUUACACCAAUAUCAUUGAAUUUCUAUUAUCUAGAACGUCAAAGAAACACCCGGAAGUUCAACCAUCUCGUGAAUCGUCUGCCAGUGAAAUUCCAGAAUACUUCAAAAGUCAUGAAUUCUGUAAACAUUUUUACAGUCUUAUAACAUCAUUAGCGGAACUAGCUUACCAAACAUUAUUUCACGAAAAUAGAGAAAACACGCUUGUAUUUGAUAGAACGGUUGCUGAAAAAUAUCUCAAAGCAGACGACAUGAAAAUAAGUCUUCUCUCAGGAAUACUAUCAGAAAGUAGAAGUAAAACAUUAAUCAAAGAAAUUAUCAAAGUAUCGUUUUCUCACAAAACAGUUCAAGAAUUCUUUGCCGCCAUAUUUAUAAGUUCUCAAAGUGAAUCUCAGAAAACUGUUGUAGAAAAAUGUAGAAAUGUUCAAGACAUUCUUAACAUGUCAAAAAUUUGUGAAUUUAUAAGUAAAAUGAAUGCUGACCUGGUGUGUGCAAUAUCAAAUGAUUUGAUGUCUGUGAUAAAUGAAGACGAGAAAACACGCGACUAUAGAACUAGGACAACAGGUGACCGUGACUCAUUGUAUAACAUACAGAAAAUGUUCAUGUCGUGUUUACAAGAAAUGCCUGAAAGUGAAAAUAUUCAAUUAUGUUUACAAGAUUUCUUCAUUGACGAGGACAUCGAGGUGCACAGUUUGCAGUUACAACGUUUAUUAAAACAAAAUAAAACCAACCUAAAAUCACUUUGUAUAAACAUCAGAGAGACUUCCAGUAGUUUACGUGAAAUUAUAUAUUUAUUCUCUCUCACAGAUCUCAGUCAUAUACAGAAACUUUACUAUCGUGGUGACGGCGAGAAGGAGACUCAGAUAAGUCGGAUUUUGUUUCCCAGUUUACAGUACGUUACUUUGUGCUGGGGUAAAUGGACAAAUGGUGAAGAAACUCUGAGUGGAAACAUGGCGCGAUGUCAAAACUUACAAUAUUUAGAUAUUUACAACUUCACGCUAUCUCACAAAAUACUGGAAACAAUUUUCAAUUUUAUCUCCAGUCAAAAAUCAAUGAAAGAGUUGACAUUGUUGAUGUUAGUCUGUAAAGAACAUGGCCGCCAUGAUUGUAAGAGAUUGAACUUGGACUUGUCUCAACAUUCAACUCUAUCAAAGUUAUACUUGCAGCAGUUACCUGGGAGGCUACAAUUAAAUAUAUCAACACCGUCAUUAGUUUAUGUUACGUUGUCGAACAUCAAUCUAGAUAAAAGUUCAUUGUUACUGUCACGUGACAUGUUGAAUAUUGAACGUGUGGUGUUGGAGGAGAUAGAAAUGUCUGCAGGAAGUUUACAGAACUUUAUUACCGUGUUGAAAAAUCUGCCGCAGUCAGUUACAGUAGAGAUGGAAGCCAUUACACCGGAAACAGAAUAUGACCGUGUUAGAGAAAAUAUUCGGAGAUCACAAACUUUUCAUGUGAUAGAAGAAGGCAGCAUGUUUCAGUUCAAAACAAUAAAACCAAGCAAAGAAUAGACAAGGAAAAACAUUGUGAAAUAAAUUGAAGAAAUAACUUCAAUAAUUUUAAAUAAUUUAAAUAUGGACACUUACAAACAAAAUGGCGACUCUUCAAUCUUAAAUAAGGACAUACAUGUACUUCCGUUUACAAUUAAUAAAUUAAGUGACAUUUGUUUAUAAAUAAAAACAUUUAAUUAAUAGAAAUAAUUUAAGGAAGUUUUUACGGAAUUCAAUGGAUAUAAAAGUUGGAUUAGGAUAUUGAAAUAUUUCACAGCGGCCUUGGAUCAAAAUUUCAAAUUAUUCAUGAUGCAGAAUCUCUUGUGACGUUUUACCGUUAUGAUUUAUGUGGUGAUAGAUCAAUUUUACUGGGACUAUGGGAUAUGUUUUGAAGAACUUCUUAGGAAACAGAAAUUUCAUGUUCCUUGCUUUUCAAGGUAAGACUUUAAAUUAUCUUUAUUAUUGACAGAUCAAUAAAAUCCAUAUUUAAGAUGAAAGAGUAAAAAUCAAAAGUGGCAUGAAAAUAUGCAAAUUGUGACUAAUUCUGGAAGGAACGUUUUCAAAUUUAUUCCGGGUUCUUUAAGCUUAUGUUUGUUUAAGACAUCUAAAAUGUAAUAUGAUAUUAGUUGUUUAAGACGGGUAGUUUAUGGCAAAUGCACGUAAAGAAAGCGUAAACAGCGCAAUUAUUGUUUAAAGUCGUGCACCUUUAAUGGGCAUUAUUUUAAAGGUAUCUAUAGUAUUAUAAAAAAGAAGCCCAACUACGCGAGUUAGAAAUUAUUAUUAUAGAAAUGAAUGAAUU